Molecule: messenger RNA, 933 nt
Organism: Peronospora belbahrii
Lineage: Eukaryota; Oomycota; Peronosporomycetes; Peronosporales; Peronosporaceae
Source: the annotation of a GenBank genome assembly
AUGGGGUGCGCAAAUUCCAAGCUAGAUGUGGUAAAUGGGAAUGCGCAUGUGGACAAUAAUGGCGAGAAACAGACGACGGUGAACGGUAAAUCCGCGCCGGCUGCUGUAGAUUUUAAUAGCUUUGAAGAGCAAUAUACUCUCGGCAAAGUUAUUGGGUCUGGUACAUUCUCCGUUGUGCGCAUUGCCGUCCACAAGCCAACAAAUCAACGCUACGCCAUCAAGUGCAUUAAACGUGAUGGCCUCGUUGCGGAGGAUAUUGAGGCUUUGACGACAGAAGUUGCUAUCUUGAAACAGAUCAACCAUCCAAACAUAAUGAUUCUACAUGAUUUUUUCGUCGAGGACGAAUUCUAUUACCUUGUGACAGAGUUCAUGGAGGGUGGCGAGCUAUUUGAUCGAAUUGUUGAGAAGUCAUACUACAACGAGAGAGAAGCACGCGAUCUAAUGAAGCUACUUAUGGAGGCAAUUAACGAGGGUCUCGUCACAGCUUGCGGUACACCUGGAUAUGUCGCGCCGGAGAUUCUAGAAGGUAAGCCUUAUGGCAAGACGAAGAUUAAGAACGGUAAGUUCCAGUUUGACUCGCCGUAUUGGGACCACGUAUCAGACGAUGCGAAGGAUCUCAUCUCACAAAUGCUUGUCGUGGAUCCAGAAAAACGCGCAACGAUAGACCAGCUACUUGCACAUCGAUGGGUUACGGGCACAGAAGUGGCGACAGUGCAGCUCACAAGCGCUUUGGAGGAGCUGCGCCGCUUUAACGCACGCAGGAAGUUCAAGGCCGCUGUUAGUACUGUUUCUACAUCUGUCGGGUUCAGCAAGAAGUACAGCAAGUUAGAUAGUCGCAUGCAGUUGACUCUAAACCAGGCCCCAAAUGUCGUCAACCUUGGAAGUGUGUCUGAGACGUUACCAGACACGGUCGAUCUUGACAAAGCUAUUUAG